This is a messenger RNA of Aplysia californica (California sea hare), 1733 nucleotides long. Its product is annotated as GTP-binding protein ypt1. Gene Ontology annotation, molecular function: GTPase activity; GTP binding. The coding region runs from base 470 to 1102 and encodes 210 amino acids. The transcript is spliced from 3 exons. Lineage: Eukaryota; Metazoa; Mollusca; Gastropoda; Aplysiida; Aplysiidae. The record is from RefSeq and is a predicted model, not a curated record.
UGUAUGUGUUAGCGUAUUUUUGGUACAACACGAAGUUGUUCUUCAGUACAGCUUUGAGUGGUAUGCUUAGUGUUUCUAACGCUCAGAGUUGCAGACAUCGCAGUCAUGAAAUUUCAAAUAAACUUUUCUUUUCACCAGACGUAUGCGUAUAAACGAUGAGAACGUGAAAUAUUUUACAUGUGCUUACGUCCAUAGUUCGUCGCCUAAGAUUUGUCUGAAGUGAACAGCUAUGACCAUAACGUAUCAUUCUGAAACGAUUGGUUAUAGGUCUCAGAGUUAUAAUUAGUUUACGGCAUUCUGAUAUGGUUCUAUUGAAGAUAGACUACGUCAGCACAUAAUUUUAAAUUGUGCGUUCGUCUUUUUCCGUUGUGGAUUUAUUAAUUGUCAAGUGAUUGUUCCAUGAGAUAGCUGGAAACAAAGGCAGUUUGGACGGAUUUUAGAACAUCUCGCUACUACCAGCCAGGCCAUCAUGGCCACGGGCAUCCCCAGCUUCAAGGUGAUCCUGCACGGCGAGUACGGCGUGGGCAAGAGCUCCAUCUUCCGCCGCUUCAUGAACGACACGUUUACACAGGCCACUGGGAAACAGUCUACUAUAGGCCUGGACCAGUGCACACGCACCAUCGACCUGGGCUCCCAGAAUGUCAAGCUCACUCUGUGGGACACGGGCGGCAUGGAGCGCAUGUCCUUCAUCGGCUCCAGCUACUACCGCGGCGCACACGCGGCCCUGCUCUGCUACAGCGUCAACAACAAAGACACCUUCUCCAUCCUCUCCCAGUACAUCCUGGACAUCGUCAUGAACGCCGAGGGGGCCAAGAUCUUCCUUUGCGGCAACAUGACCGACCAGCUGGGCCCCGAGGGGUCAGAGGGCAACGCGGUCACGGACACAGACCUUGACCAGUUCAUGUCCCAGUGCCAGGACGUCCUGUCCGGCGUGUACCGGGUGUCCUGCAAGGACAGUUCUGGCCUGGAGGAGAUGUUCCGCGACAUGGCGCGUGUUCUGCACCAGGACACCAUGUCGCGGAUGACGAUGAGGAGAGACAUGAUCAGGCCUGGAGAUACUCCCGAGAGGGAACAGACUACUGAGAAGAAGAGAUGUUGCUGAUGGCCGCUUCAGUAACUGGAUGAAUUUCUUGUUUUUAAUCCCACGCACAGAUCCACAGUUGUCAAUGUCGCAGAUUGCCAUGUCUGUUGGGGCCGUGUACUGUGAAUCCUCGGUAUAACGUAUUCUUGUGGGAUCUGAAAUGUGUCUGGUGUGACCAUGGUUGGUUGUAGCUGUGAUAUUCAAGCUCAGCUAGGACUUGAUACCACAGAGAAUACACUAAAUAGCCGACUGUGUGCUAUAUUAUAAGGCAUUUAGGCCUACAUGAGGUUUUACUGCAUAGUAUACAUUAUGGCCUAACAGUGUCAUCGACGAAGACAAGACAACCUUGUUUACUUUACAACAUUUAUGGGGUAUAAGUAUGAAGUAGGCACAGUACUUUGUGGAUUAAAUUCCAUUGUGCAACAACUAAAUCACUCACAGCUGAUUUUUCGUUGUUUUAAGUUGCCUUCUUAUUCUUGGCCAUAAUGUAUAUUGAUAAACAAUGGCCUUGUGUUGGUGAAUAAAGCAGUCUGAUGUCCAGAGAAUUAUGGAAGUCGAAUGGACUCAGAACUCAAUAGGUUACCCCCUACUGCAGCCGAACUCAGUAAGGUUGUCUGAAGUGGAAGGAAAAAUCUGUUGGAUUGGAAAAAAA